This is a messenger RNA of Diversispora eburnea, 1206 nucleotides long. NCBI's taxonomy places the organism in Eukaryota, Fungi, Glomeromycota, Glomeromycetes, Diversisporales, Diversisporaceae. The record is from the annotation of a GenBank genome assembly.
AUGUCUAGCUCAACAAUCUUACCAGCUGUAGAUAACACAGAACAAUUGAAUUCUCUUUUGGAUUUUUUAAAUGACAAUAAUCCGCAAGUUCGUCAAUUAGCACUUGUUCAUUUAUUAGGAUAUACCACAAAAACAUCACAAUUCCAGCAUAUUUUCAAACAAAAUGAUUUUAAACCUAUUGAGGAAUUGAAAAAUAUUUGUACAAGUUGUAAAGGAAAUCCGCUAAUUGCACAUGAUUCAUUUAAAGCUUUGGUGAAUUUAACCAGUGAUGAAGAAAUUUGUAAAAAAUUAAAUGAUGAUAAUUUUUUACAAUUUAUGAUAAAAAUGAUUCUGGAUCGAGAUUCCAUUCUAGCAGAUAUGAUUUGUAUGCUUUUAUCAAAUAUCACAAGAAAUGAAAGAAUUUCUGCCAAAAUCUUAUUAUUAGAUUUAUUAGAUCAACAACAAUUGGAACAAUCAAAUAAUGAGAAGAAGAAGAAACCAAUAGAUCAAUUAGUUGAUGUAUUUGUUAAUGGUGUAAAUAGAUCAUAUAAUAAAGAAGCUGAAUUUCAUUUCUUGGCUAAUGUAUUUGCAAAUAUUACUAUGUUGCCUCAGGGUCGAGAAUAUUUUAUGAUCGAUUCUCUUUAUGAGAAUGAAAAUAUUACACCAUUAUCAAAAGUGAUCAUAUUUACGGAACAUCCAAAUAUUAUUCGAAGAGGUGGAAUUGAUUCUUGUAUUAAAAAUUGUUGUUUUUCAACAAAUCAUCAUUUCGAAUUAUUAUCAGAAUCCAAGAUAAAUUUACUUCCUUACAUUCUUUUACCUCUUUGUGGUCCAGAAGAAUUUGAUUUAGAUGAUAUGGAAGGAAUGCCUGAUGAAAUUCAACUUUUACCAUCUGACAAGAAACGUGAGUCAGAUGUGCAAUUAAGGAAGAUAUUGUUAGAAUCUCUUGUAUUAUUAACCAGUACAAGAAAAGGAAGAGAAAUACUUCGGAAAAAGAACGUGUAUCCUGUUAUACGUCAAAUGCAUUUAGUGGAAAAAGAUGAUACAAUAUUGAUGGAUACAAUUGAUCAAUUAGUUAAUAUGUUAAUGAGAGAUGAAAGAAAUGAUCAAGGAAAUGAUAAAGAAGAAAAUGAUGAUAAUGAUAUUGUUGAAAUCAGUAGUUCAAAUAAUUCAGAUAUUAAAGUUUUAUUCCCUUACACAAUUAAUUCACAAUUCACACAAUUCAUAUGA